Messenger RNA from Anisakis simplex (herring worm), 426 nucleotides. NCBI's taxonomy places the organism in Eukaryota, Metazoa, Nematoda, Chromadorea, Rhabditida, Anisakidae. The record is from the annotation of a GenBank genome assembly.
GCGCUAUGUCCGUAUUGUCAGCGUUUCAUCGUGAACCAUUUGGGCGCGUUGUAUCACCAGUUCAGACCGUUCAUCGAACUCGAGCUGGUGCCGUGGGGAAAUUCACGCAUUCUCAGGGAUAUAUGGGAUGUAUCUGUUAUANCGAAAUUGGAUGUGGAUUUGGCGUUGAGCCAAUGCUCGGGAUUUAUACGGCAUCACUACAGGGCGAUUAGACGUUGCUACGAGAACGGGGUGGGUAUAGAGCUGCAGCACAAGGCAGCACAUCGGAGCGCGAGCGUGGCGGGACACCAGAUCAAGGAGGUUCCCUACCUCCUGAUCAACAACUACUCGCCGAAUGUGGACGCGAACAAUUUGAAUGUUUUCGCGAUUCGGCAUUUAUUGAUGAAAUGGUUUCGUUUCUAUGACAACUUUAAGCAACAUUUUUAA